Molecule: messenger RNA, 549 nt
Organism: Lactuca saligna
Lineage: Eukaryota; Viridiplantae; Streptophyta; Magnoliopsida; Asterales; Asteraceae
Source: the annotation of a GenBank genome assembly
AUGUUCAAAACUGAGAAGCUCAACCUAGAGAAGAUUCGCACUGGGCUGCAGCAAGACCAUGUAUCAUUCCAAAUAUCCCUCACUUCUCAAAUAACAGAGCUUCAGGAUGAUUUGGCGAUGGAAAAUAAAGUCAUGGAUUCCCUGGCCAAAAAGAUAGGGAAGUCGUUUGAUCAGAAACAAGGGGGAGAAGGUUCAUCUAAGGAAGAUCAUACAAAAGUCCAUGCCAAGCCUGUGUUCAAGAAAGAAUCUAAGGUCAAGGAAAAACUGAUCGAAGAAAAGCCUAUUAUUGAUGAUGAUGAAGACGAAGAGCCUAAUGAAGUCAAACUUAAAAGGAAGAAGGCUCGUGAUGCUGAACUAAAUGAAGCCCAACGAAUUAUCAAAGAGGCUGAGAAAAAGGAAAGGGCAGAAAAGGAAGCUCAGGCCACUCUCAAGAGCAGAAUGUUAUUAUUUCCAAAUUGGACCUUGAAGAAGAUUCAGCGCGAUGUUGUGGACAUGCCCGAUCAAUAUUGGUUAGAUCCUGUUGCGUCUUUUGAUCGUCAAAAUACUUAG